AUGCCGCCACGACGCAUGAUCGCCGCUCUGUUGGCAACAGCGUUCGUUUUGCCCACGUCCUCCGCGGUUGAUACCGUUGAGGACAUGCAGUGCGACUGCUUCCUCUCCAACGGGACCAACCCCGGCUACUACACCCACCACGCCUUCUUCGACUUUCGGCAACUAACACCACGCGCGAGCCCGCCCGCCAUCAUCGGCGACGCAGCCGCCGUCGCCGCCGCGCCGCCCACCAGCGACUUCUUCACCUCGGACACCUGGACCGCCUUCUGGGAGGUCGAGACGUGGGACAACAGCAAAGGCGGCGCUUCCCGCCGCCGCAGCAGCAGCAAAAACACCCUGUCCAACGACGCCACCGUCUACAUGAUCAACUCGGCCAGCAACAUCUUCAUCGAAAAGGCCGCCGCCGACGGCAGCGACGGCGGCAGCGACGUCGCGACGUUCCUGACCAUGCGUACCGCCCGCCUCGCCGACUUCCAGACCGCCGCCGAGUUCCAGACCUCGCGCGCCGACUACCACUUCCUGUCGCUGCGGAUGCGCGCGCGGACCGUCGGCGCGCCCGGCGCCGUCACCGCCAUGUUCACCUACCGCGGGUCGCCGGACCCGGCGCGCGUGCAGGAGGCCGACGUCGAGGUGCUGACGCGCGGGCCGCGCUCCGUCAUGCAGUACACCAACCAGCCGUCCGACCUGCCGGACGGUGAGGUCGCCGGGGCGACGCGCAACGCGAGCGUGGCGCCGGCGGCGUGGUCGGAGUGGGCGGCGCACCGCCUGGACUGGACGCCGGCGCGCAGCACGUGGUACGUGGACGGGCGCGAGGCGGCCAGCAUCGCGCUGCAGGUGCCGCGGGACCCGGCGGCGGUCAACUUCAACGCCUGGAGCGACGGCGGCUCGUGGAGCGGCAACAUGACGGUCGGCGCCGCGGCGAGCCUGCAGAUCCAGUGGAUCGAGAUGCUGUACAACACCACCAGGCGCGCCGCGGCGGUUCGCAGGGGAAGAGGGGGCGGCCGGUGCAGGGUCGUCUGCACGGUUGACGACGCGGGAGAGGUCGGCAAGGCGGCGGUCCUGUCGAAUAGCAUGGGUAGCGGUGCUGUCCCCAGCACCAGGCCUUCUGCUGGCGUGGGCGGUCUGCUGGCGCUUGGAUGGGGAGCCGUGGCGAUCCUCUACAUGAUUCCAUAA
Molecule: messenger RNA, 1173 nt
Organism: Cordyceps fumosorosea ARSEF 2679
Lineage: Eukaryota; Fungi; Ascomycota; Sordariomycetes; Hypocreales; Cordycipitaceae
Product: Concanavalin A-like lectin/glucanase
Exons: 1
Coding region: 1-1173 (390 amino acids)
Biological process (GO): carbohydrate metabolic process
Molecular function (GO): hydrolase activity, hydrolyzing O-glycosyl compounds
Source: RefSeq, a predicted model, not a curated record